GCAUUGAAAAUGCAUUUAAAAGCAUGCAGGUUUUUCACAUCACAUCUGUUUUGCAGCGAGAGACAGCUGGUGAUGCCUCAGAGUCUGCUCUGUUGAAGUGUAUUGAGCUGUGCUGUGGUUCAGUCAGUGAAAUGAGAGAGAAGUACCCAAAAGUUGCUGAGAUCCCUUUCAACUCCACCAACAAGUAUCAGCUUUCAGUCCACAAGAAUCCCAAUCCCUCAGAGUCUAAGCACCUGCUGGUGAUGAAAGGAGCCCCUGAGAGAAUCUUGGAUCGAUGCUCCACUAUUUUAAUUCAAGGAAAAGAGCAGCCUUUGGACAAUGAAAUGAAAGAUGCUUUCCACAAUGCUUAUUUAGAGCUCGGAGGUCUUGGAGAAAGAGUGUUGGGUUUCUGCCACUUUAGCCUCCCCGAUGACCAGUUUCCUGAGGGUUUUGCAUUUGAUACUGAAGAAAUGAACUUUCCAACUGAGAACUUGUGUUUUGUUGGCCUCAUGUCCAUGAUCGAUCCUCCUCGUGCAGCUGUACCGGAUGCUGUGGCCAAAUGCCGGAGUGCUGGAAUCAAGGUUAUCAUGGUUACUGGUGACCAUCCAAUUACAGCAAAGGCUAUUGCAAAAGGUGUUGGCAUCAUUUCUGAAGGCAAUGAGACUGUUGAAGACAUUGCUGCUCGUUUGAGAAUCCCUAUUGAAGAGGUUAAUCCAAGAGAUGCGAAGGCCUGUGUGGUCCAUGGUGGAGAUCUGAAGAAUAUGACGCCAGAACAGCUGGAUGAGGUCCUGCAACACCAUACAGAAAUUGUGUUCGCCAGAACUUCCCCACAACAAAAGCUGAUCAUCGUGGAAGGUUGUCAGCGACAGGGUGCCAUUGUAGCUGUAACCGGUGAUGGCGUCAAUGAUUCUCCUGCUCUGAAGAAGGCUGACAUUGGUGUGGCUAUGGGUAUCGCUGGAUCUGACGUAUCCAAACAGGCUGCUGACAUGAUCCUUCUAGAUGACAACUUUGCCUCAAUUGUCACUGGAGUAGAAGAAGGCCGUCUGAUCUUUGACAACUUGAAGAAGUCCAUCGCCUACACGCUGACUAGCAAGAUCCCUGAGAUGUCACCCUUCCUCUUUUUUGUCCUUGUUGGCAUUCCUCUACCUUUGGGCACCGUCACCAUUCUCUGCAUUGACCUGGGCACUGACAUGGUUCCUGCCAUCUCACUGGCCUAUGAAACUCCUGAAAGCGAUAUCAUGAAGAGACAACCCAGAAAUGCUGAAACAGAUAGGCUGGUGAAUGAGAGGCUCAUCAGUAUGAGCUACGGUCAAAUUGGCAUGAUGCAAGCUGUCGGCGGGUUCUUUACCUACUUCGUAAUUCUGGCUGAGAAUGGAUUCUUGCCUCGGGAUCUGGUAGGAAUUCGAAUUGGUUGGGAAGACAGAUAUGUCAGUGACCUGGAAGACAGCUAUGGCCAGCAAUGGACCUAUGAGCGCAGAAAGAUUGUGGAGUUUACAUGCCACACAGCCUUCUUCACCAGUAUUGUGAUUGUGCAAUGGACUGACUUGCUCAUCUGCAAGACCAGGAGGCUUUCCAUCUUUCAGCAGGGAAUGAAGAAUAGAGUCCUCACCUUUGGUCUGUGUUUUGAAACUGCUCUGGCAGCAUUCUUAUCCUACUGCCCAGGCAUGGAUGUUGCUGUCCGAAUGUAUCCCAUGAAACCACUGUGGUGGUUCUGUGCUAUGCCAUAUUCGCUGCUCAUUUUCAUCUAUGAUGAAGUUAGAAAAUACAUUCUUAGGCAGAACCCAGGAGGUUGGGUGGAACUAGAAACAUACUACUAAAAUGACAGAUUUCUAUUGGGGAUGUGCAUAGAGACAUUCAUUUUGAUGUUUUCAAAAUGAUACAAUGUCUAUUUAAGUCAAUAAAUAUGUUAGACUAAAUGA
Labeo rohita (rohu) is the source of this 1898-nucleotide messenger RNA. Its product is annotated as sodium/potassium-transporting ATPase subunit alpha-1-like. The record is from RefSeq and is a predicted model, not a curated record. Bases 24 to 1796 code for a protein of 590 amino acids. Lineage: Eukaryota; Metazoa; Chordata; Actinopteri; Cypriniformes; Cyprinidae. Gene Ontology annotation, biological process: potassium ion import across plasma membrane; sodium ion export across plasma membrane; intracellular sodium ion homeostasis. The transcript has 13 exons. Gene Ontology annotation, molecular function: ATP hydrolysis activity; P-type sodium:potassium-exchanging transporter activity; ATP binding. Gene Ontology annotation, cellular component: membrane.